This is a messenger RNA of Helobdella robusta, 333 nucleotides long. RefSeq lists its product as hypothetical. Bases 1 to 333 code for a protein of 110 amino acids. NCBI's taxonomy places the organism in Eukaryota, Metazoa, Annelida, Clitellata, Rhynchobdellida, Glossiphoniidae. The record is from RefSeq and is a predicted model, not a curated record. The transcript has 2 exons.
AUGUGCAUUCGCUUGGUGUGCUGCGUUGAAAUUGAUGAGCGAAAUGAAAAAAUAACUGUAACUGAAUAUUUUGGAUGUCCGGUCGUGAUUCCAUUUGAAGCGAAACCAAAAAAGGCUCUCACAGCACUCUGGGAUUGUGAGAAUUUAGUAAUUAAUAAAGAUUACGAGCUGAUUAGAUUCGGUAUAAAGUUUAAAAAACCCGGCACCUUCAAAUGCAAGUUUGCCCUCUCCUACGCAUUCCAUCUGACAGAUAGGAAGAAGACGUGGUCGGUGGACAUCAGCAUCCUUGAAAAUCCCGGUGGGUCUUCUCAAUGUUUUUCAUCUCAAUUGUAA